AUGGCGCAAAGUGGCGUCGGAUCGUAUUCGAAUCCGUUGAAGAAGUUCAAACUCGUCUUCCUCGGUGAGCAGAGUGUCGGCAAGACGUCUCUCAUCACACGGUUUAUGUACGACUCGUUCGACACGACGUACCAGGCCACCAUCGGUAUCGACUUCCUCUCGAAAACAAUGUACCUAGAAGACCGGACGGUGCGCUUGCAGCUCUGGGACACCGCAGGCCAAGAACGAUUCCGCUCUCUAAUCCCUUCAUACAUCCGGGACUCCUCAGUGGCAGUGGUGGUCUACGACAUCUCGUCGAGGAAGACGUUUGAGCAGACGCGGAAAUGGAUCGAUGAUGUCCGCGGCGAGCGUGGCAACGACGUGAUCGUUGUGUUGGUCGGCAAUAAGACGGAUCUGGGAGACAGCAAACGAGAGGUCACGACGCAACAGGGCGAAGAGGAGGCCAAAAGAGCCGGUGCCAUCUUCAUGGAAACAAGCGCAAAACUCGGUCAUAACGUCAAAUCGCUGUUCAGGAGAAUCGCCCAAGCUUUGCCCGGUAUGGAAGCCGAGGGCGAGUCUCAGCCAAAUCCGCAAAUGAUCGACGUUUCAAUAAACAACCAAAAGCCGGCGGAAGACGGAUGCGCCUGUUGA
This is a messenger RNA of Capronia epimyces CBS 606.96, 630 nucleotides long. Its product is annotated as Ras-like protein Rab-6B. Gene Ontology annotation, molecular function: GTPase activity; GTP binding. The transcript is spliced from 4 exons. The record is from RefSeq and is a predicted model, not a curated record. NCBI's taxonomy places the organism in Eukaryota, Fungi, Ascomycota, Eurotiomycetes, Chaetothyriales, Herpotrichiellaceae. Bases 1 to 630 code for a protein of 209 amino acids.